AUGCCUGACAUCUGCGCCGCUCUGCUACCUAUCGCCGCGCCUCCCUCUUUCCUCGCCUUCAACAUCCGCGCUCGCUAUUCACCCACGCUUCUCGCCUUCCACGCUUCACUCGCUGCUUCGUCGUUGCCUCGGUUCCUGGCCACCAUGGAUGCUUACUCGAUAUGCUACACUAGCCCCUCGCACCGCGGCUCCUCGAGAAUCUACCAAGACCUCAGAUCCGCCCGUCCCUAUACCGUUCCGUCUCGGCACCGCGACCAGCUUUUGCGCAACAUGACGGCCAUGGAUGCAUCCUCUCAGUGCAGUAGCCGCGAGCCCGUCGCGAGGCCGCACGUGGCCGUCGUCGGCGCCGGCCUGUCUGGCCUUCGCUGCGCCGACAUGCUGCUGCAGCAUGGCUUCAAAGUCACUGUGAUUGAGGCGAGGAGUCGCGUCGGAGGCCGCCUCCACCAGGAGGUGCUGCCCAACGGACACCUGGUCGAUGUCGGGCCCAACUGGAUCCAUGGAACCUCGGACAACCCCAUGCACGAACUGGCCAAGCAGACCAAGACGGUCGCGGGUCGCUGGGACACAACCUCCUAUGUCUUUGGCGAGUCCGGAGCCUUAUUCCCGGUGCCCCAGGGCGAGCGGUAUUCUGACGCCAUUUGGGACAUUAUCCAGGACGCCUUCAAGCAUUCCAACAGGUCUACCACGGAUAUCGACAGCGCUAAAAGUCUGGCCGACUUCUUCCUGGACAAGGUGGCCGAGAAGAUCCCCGAGACCGAGCCCGACUUUGAGCACAAGAGACGGGUUGUUCUGCAAAUGUCGGAGAUGUGGGGUGCAUUCAUCGGCAGCCCCGUCUCGCGCCAGAGCCUCAAGUUCUUUUGGCUCGAAGAGUGCAUCGAAGGAGAGAAUCUGUUUUGCGCCGGCACGUACAAGAAGAUCUUGGACAUGGUUACGAAGCCGGUGCUCACCGGAGCAGACAUUUUGCUCAAUACCCAGGCCCAGCGGAUAUUCGGUCGCCGAGAAUCCAAAGACGACAAGGUCCGAGUCCAGCUUGCGGCUGACAGUGUCGACAGCCCGCCGCUGUCGUUUGACGAGGUUGUCGUGACAUGUCCUCUCGGUUGGCUAAAGCGGAAUCUUGACGCAUUUGAGCCGCCACUACCCAUACGUCUGGAGCGGGCCAUCGGGUCCAUUGGCUACGGUUGCCUCGAAAAGGUGUACAUCAGCUUCCCCAAGGCCUUCUGGCUGUGUCAAGAAGGAGAUGACCGCAAGGUCCAGGGAUUCGUUCAAUGGCUCUCGCCAGACUACGCCCCCAGCUCAAACCCGGACUGGUGGAAUCAGGAGGCCGUCGAGCUGGCCAGUCUGGCGCCCGAGACCGCCCACCCAACGCUCCUCUUCUACAUGUUCGGCGAACAAUCCAAGCACUUGACGACCUCGGUGGCGCAGCUCAAAGAUCAGGCCGACAAGGACCGUUUUCUAUUUGACUUUUUCAAGCCCUACUACUCGCGACUCCCGCAUUACUCAGAGGAGUCGGACGAGUGCCGUCCCACGGGCUGCCUGGCCACGGACUGGAUGCACGACGAGCUGGCCGGCUUUGGGUCCUACAGCAACUUCCAAGUGGGCCUCGAGGAAGGCGACGCGGACAUUGAGACGAUGAGGAAGGGUCUCCCGGACCGCGGCCUAUGGUUUGCGGGGGAGCAUACGGCGCCCUUUGUGGCUCUCGGGACGGCGACGGGCGCAUACUGGAGCGGCGAGUCGGUCGGUAGGCGAAUCGCGGAGGCAUACGGGCGGAUGCCGGGCCUGAAGAAAGCCGAGUAA
Hirsutella rhossiliensis is the source of this 1794-nucleotide messenger RNA. Its product is annotated as flavin containing amine oxidoreductase domain-containing protein. The transcript has 4 exons. Bases 1 to 1794 code for a protein of 597 amino acids. Gene Ontology annotation, molecular function: oxidoreductase activity. Lineage: Eukaryota; Fungi; Ascomycota; Sordariomycetes; Hypocreales; Ophiocordycipitaceae. The record is from RefSeq and is a predicted model, not a curated record.